This is a messenger RNA of Aureobasidium musti, 258 nucleotides long. The record is from the annotation of a GenBank genome assembly. Lineage: Eukaryota; Fungi; Ascomycota; Dothideomycetes; Dothideales; Saccotheciaceae.
AUGGGUGUCCCUUUUGAAGCUCUAUUGCCCUAUGGCAUUUGUCUUGCCGUACGCUACCAUCUCGACCUUCCUGACGCCAUCAGAAACAUCCAGAACGGCGGCAAGCGCGCCAGACACUCCAUCGACCAGUGGGACAGACAAAUGAUGGACCGCGACCGUCGCCUGACAGGCUGGCUCAGAGGCCAAGUCGACCGCCCCAUUGCCCCCGCUGGCUUCGAAUACAGCAAUGGAUGGAGAGUCGAGAAGAACUUGCACUAG